Messenger RNA from Huiozyma naganishii CBS 8797, 834 nucleotides. It is a transcript of the gene NBA1, whose product is annotated as Nba1p. The coding region runs from base 1 to 834 and encodes 277 amino acids. NCBI's taxonomy places the organism in Eukaryota, Fungi, Ascomycota, Saccharomycetes, Saccharomycetales, Saccharomycetaceae. The record is from RefSeq and is a predicted model, not a curated record. The transcript has a single exon.
AUGAACAAUGCACGGCGUCUGUCUGCACUGAUAGACGGGCUAUCCAAUGGUCAAUCCAGCAACGAGGAGCUGCUGAGCUCCUCUCGAGGAGUUCAGCCAACCACCAACCGAAAAAACUUCGCUGGGUCCACCGAUUCUGUACAGCAAGCCAUCGCGGUACAUUAUAAUCGGCGGGGGCCACCCCCCAAAGUACCCAGUCUCCCAGACGAUCGCACGCUGGAGUAUGCGCGGAAAGUCAGCGCCGUGGCAAUUCCCCCCGCGCAACAGCAACAAUUGGAUGUAUCUAGUGUGUAUAUAGCCAGUGACCCACAGCGUGCCAGAAAGCGGGGGGCAGAGUACUCCUCGAUCGGAUCUGGCAAUUUGGCCAGCGAGAGUGGAUCCUCCAGUUACUACGCGGAGCAGCACCACCAACACCAGCAACAACGCCACGACUCCACUACGUCAUCGGCCACACAACUCUCGACGGUGAAAACACCUCUCCAUUUUGAAAAACCGACAAUCGUGGUGGAACAGUACCGAACUCCGCCGAGAACGGACAGCGCAGUGACGAGUGCACCGUUGCCCGAAAUCCCCACAGUGGAAACCCACUUCAGCGACACGGACACACAGGGCGACACGGCCUACGUUACAAGGGUUCUGCCCGGACCCACCCACAAGUGGGUCCCCCCCACAGACGGUGUCCGCGGAGACCGCCUCGAGCCCGCUCUGAAGCAGCUUAUCGCCGCGCUGUCGCGUGUCGCCGCGGAGCUGCUCCUAACCCCGGAGGAGGCACGCCAUUCCGAGUGCACGCAGCGGCUCGAGAACGCCGCGCGCGCCCUCGAGGGCUUCCGAUGA